Eufriesea mexicana is the source of this 2465-nucleotide messenger RNA. Its product is annotated as protein zyg-11 homolog B. The record is from RefSeq and is a predicted model, not a curated record. Gene Ontology annotation, cellular component: Cul2-RING ubiquitin ligase complex. Gene Ontology annotation, molecular function: protein binding. Lineage: Eukaryota; Metazoa; Arthropoda; Insecta; Hymenoptera; Apidae. Bases 39 to 2324 code for a protein of 761 amino acids. The transcript is spliced from 9 exons.
AUAAAAGAAGAAUAUUUGUGUGUAAAUAAGAAUAUAAAAUGUAUGAAUCUCCGAAGAGCCUUCUUGAGGUUUGCAUUGAUUUUAUUUGCAACAAUGUUUUGGGUUUGUGUGACGUACGUUUUGGUGAUAUGGAAGAACACUCCCUUAAUGCAUUGGAUAUAACUACUUUUAGUAAGGCAUCUAAUGAUGGGUCAUCAAGUUCAGCAAUAAGACUCAGUUUUAGAUAUCCAGAUGCCUUUUUACCAGCUGAAGUCUCAGAACAGUUAUUGGCUAAUCUUUGUGAAAAGAAAACAUUAUCAGACCUAACAAUUACACUUUUUAAUUCAAAAUCAACCAGAUUAAGACAUGUAAGAUUAAAAGAUGCAUCUGCAUUAUCAGCAAAAGGUUUAAAAGUUUUAAAACAACAUAAAGUGGUAGAUCUGAUGGUACAUGGAUCAAAAAUAACUGCUAGAGAUUUAAUAAGCUGUUUAGGUGACUGGAGUCUACAAAAUCUUAGAUCAUUAAGUGUAGCAAAAGGAAGUUUAAUGGAUUGUUCACGGUAUUGUGCAGUGACAACAUUAUGUAAAUUAAGAUCACUGCACACAUUAGAUGUAUCAGGUACAGAAUUUAAUAAACAUGGUUUGGAGAUAGUAGUCGAGGAUCUUCCCCUUUUAGAAAGUUUAGAUAUUUCAUGUACAAAGAUUGGUGAUAUAGAACCAUUAACAAAGUGUAAAAAUCGUUUAAAGACACUUCAUAUGUAUAAUUUAAAGAUAAAUGAAGAGGCAGAUAUAAUCUCAGUAUUAUUGGAGCUGAAUGAAUUAAGAAAUUUAGAUAUUUCAGAUGAAAAGCAUACACAUGCUCUUAACUGUGUAUUGAAAUCUGAAAAGCCAAAAAUAACAGAUUUUUUAAAAGCUGUACAUUGUAUGCCAUAUCUAACUAGUUUAGAUUUAUCUGGUAAGGGUGAUAUAGAUCCAAAAAAUUUAAAAGAAUUUAUUAAAGCUCAUCCAUAUUUAAGGUUUUUGGGACUAGUAAGUACAGAUGCUUGUUAUGAUGACAGCUUAACAAAUCCAGCAGAUGAAUAUUAUAGGCCUGAACUUAUUGUUACUGGUACAGCAACAGAGUCACAAAUUUUGGAAGGUCUUAGAAGGUAUACAUGCAGACCAGUUUAUCUUGAAAAGUGUUUAUUUAAUUUAUUCCGUUUAACACACAACUUUCUUGAAUCACGAAUUGAUAUAAUAAAGUUAGUAUUACCCGCAAUGAGAGAAUAUCCCCAGGAAGUACAUGUACAAGUGCCAUGUACUGCAUGUCUUUAUAAUCUCACUAAAGGUGAAUUUUCCAUCAUGAUUCACCCAUCAAUUCUUAAACAAGUUGUUGAACUAACAAUGAUAGCAAUGGAAUUUUAUCCAACUAACUAUCGACUUCAGAUGAAUACAUUAUUAAUUUUAUGUAGUGAUAGAAUCCUACAGGAAAUUAAUUUUGACAAGUACAGAUGUGCAAGAUUAGUAUUAAAUUCUUUAUUAAUUUUCAAUGAACCAUCAAUGAAUCGUAUGUCUGUUGCUAUUUGCUCUAUACUGGCAGCAAAAAUAUCAACAAGGGAAACAUCUAUGCUUGGUGCACAACCUCACUAUAUUGCUAAAUUACUAGCAAUGGUUAGGGCUAAAGUAGCAUCUAAAUCAGUAGAUACCACAAUGAAAUUUACAUUAAGUGCUCUGUGGAAUUUAACUGACGAAAGUGCUACAACAUGUGAAGUUUUUCUAGAUGAAGGUGGAAUGGAGUUAUUUCUUAAUGUAUUAAAAAGUUUUCAAGGGCAGUUUAGUGUUGAGACUAAAGUACUUGGUUCAUUAAACAAUAUAGCAGAGGUGGUCCAUUUAAGACCAAGACUUAUGCAACCCAGGUUCAUCUCCAUGCUUUCUAUGUUACUGACAUCUGUCCACAUUGAUGUAUCUUAUUUCGCAGCAGGUAUUGCUGCACAUUUGCUUAGCGAUGGUUUGAGUGCAUGGGCUACAAUAUCUUCAGUACCAAGUAGAGAAGAAUUAUUAGCACUAUUAGCUCAUACUAUAACACAUUGGCAAACUCCUCAAGGAGAAAUGGUUGCAUAUAGAAGUUUCUUCCCAUUUCUCCCACUUUUGCGUUGUUCAGAUGCAUAUCCUGUUCAACUCUGGGCAGUUUGGGCAAUACAUCAUGUGUGCACAAAAAAUCCAAAACGUUACUGCAGUAUCUUAGUCAGGGAAAUUGGAGUUGAGAUGUUAAAAUAUUUGGAGAAUACGCAUACAGAGCAUACAACAAAACCAAACAUACAAAGUCUAUGCCGAUCAAUUCUUGAAACACUUGAAUUAAAUUCUUAAUGAUCACUGUUGCCUUCCAAAACAAAAUUUGCGUACCAUAAACUUGGUAUACUAGUCAAUGUUAAUCUCAAUGCAAUCUUAUAUCCUGUUCUUUAGACCAAAUAAUUAAAACUAUUACAUGAACAUGGAUAUUUAUCAAAA